AGGCUGUUGCGCCUGCCCCUUUCGCCCGGCCCCACCUUAGCUGGUUAAACAGGUUUGAAAUCCAGACGGCAGAGAGACGUGGAAGCAUUUCGCAGGCUCCCAGCACAGCUGCCGCUGCCGCACAGCCCCCAGCCCCAUGGCCCCCCACCUCUCUCCAAGGUGAAGUGGAAGGGACAGGAAUCUAGUGCUCUCUUGACAACCCAAAACAUAGGAGAGUUUCUUGCCAGUCCCCAGCUGCAUCCCCAGCAGUAUUGAGCCGGCCACUCUCAUGGCUGCCGCUGAUCCCAUCCCGCCCCCUGAGGAGUUGGCUUUGCUGGAGGUGGGGAAGGUGGCCCCGGCUGCCCACGUGGAUAAGGUGCCACCAGCCCCGGGUGAACACUCAGGGGACCCUGAUGCCACCCUGCCAUGGGACCGGUGCCAGCAGGGCGCCCGGGGCCAGCCGGAGCCUGUGGAGACCAAGAGGCGCUCAAGUCCUGAAGGGGGCCGCGAAGACCCCGAGGAGGCUGCUCUUACUGGCCCCCCAGCUGAGGCCGAAGAUGAGGAAGCCCCUGGGCUGCCCAUGAUGGCAGCCCACGUCUUUGUGCCCAUCGACCCACAGUGCAUUGAGCGGAGACCUGACAAGCAGAAGAAGCAACCCGCCCCAUGGCCCCAGGAGGAGGGCAAGGAGGGCUACAUCCCCCACAGUGACAGACCCCACAGCCUCCGCCAGAAGCAGGUCUUCAUUCCCAUCAGCCCCUCGCGGUACAGGGACCCACUGGGCUUUGGGGAGCGAGUGUCCAAGCCACCGACUGAGGGGCUGCAGUGCCCGUGCACCAGCGACUGCGGCACCGGCAACCUCCAGGCCGUGGCCUCGGUAGUGGGGGCCCUGCUUCUCUGCCCCUGCCUCAUCUAUGGGGCCUACGUCUUCCUGCCUUUUGAUGCCCCGCUGCUGCCCACCGUCAGCGCCCGCCUGGUCUACACACUCCGCUGCGCCGCCUUUGCCACGUUCCCCAUUGUUCUGGGCAUGAUCGUCAGCGGCAUCUCCCGCUUCUGCUCUUCCGCACUAGAGCCCUUCGGGGAGCUGCAGCAGGAGGUGGAGAUCCACCGCACCUACGUCUCCCAGUCUGUCCAUCUUUUCAUCCUCUACUUCUUCAACAUGGCUGUGCUGGCCACCUACCUCCCGCAGGAGGUCCUCAAGCUCAUCCCUCUGCUCACGGGGCUUUUUGCCAUCUCCCGGUUGAUUUACUGGCUGUCGUACGCCAUCGGGCGCUCCUUCCGUGCCUUUGGCUUCAGCAUGACCUUCCUGCCCCUCCUGGCCAUGCUGCUCUGGAACCUGUACAGCAUGUUCAUCCUGGAGCCCGAAAACCUCCUUGCUGUGGCAACGCCAAAGCCUGAGGACCAGUCCAAGGACAGUGGAGCCAAACUCCGGUACUGGGGGUGAGGGAGGCCCCAGGGAGAUGGGGUGCCUGGACCCCGUGGUGCAGAGGGGUUGAGCCCUCCUCACCGCCCUGCUUUGUGAGCCCUGAAGGUGGAGGGGUGCAGGCAGAUCUGGCUGGGCCCUGCUCCCUGCCUGGACCCAGCAAGGUUUUGCUGGGCACCCAGGUUUGACAGAGCUGAGCUGUAAAACCCUCUGCACUGCACUGGGAGCUUCCUGCAGGAGGGCGAACAGGGCCUGGAGCAAGAGCCAGUGAGCUCUGUCCCACAAGGAUGCAUUGGGGUGGGAUUUGCCUAACCUGCUGGAGCUGGCUUUGCCCAAUAAAGCCCCUCACCAAG
Phalacrocorax carbo (great cormorant) is the source of this 1752-nucleotide messenger RNA. Lineage: Eukaryota; Metazoa; Chordata; Aves; Suliformes; Phalacrocoracidae. The record is from RefSeq and is a predicted model, not a curated record.